AUGAGAGCAGCAGGUCAAGAAAAGAUCGCACUCAAGAUCAUCAAACAAAACCAUUCAAAGAAGAGAAACAGGUCACGUAAUGGUCAGCUUUGGACAUGGACAUGCAAAUUACCUAUUAACUUAGAGAGGUAUCAGAUCUUCAACGAACUUAAUGCAGAGACAGCAAAGAAGAUGAUGAAAGAUUCAUGUUUCAUCUACGCUUGUAUUCAAGCUGGUGUUGACGAAGCAACAAUUAAUCAUAUGAGGGAAAUCAUUCGUGUCAAAGAUUUUCCAAUGUCAAAGAUUAAGGUUAUUGCCAAAGAAACAGGAAUAAGGUUCCAUGUCAUCAAAUACAACGAGAAGUAUUCAAAUCAUUCAUAUACUUAUGAACCAGAUGAAGAACCAAAGAUGACAGUAGAACUUUUAUUAAUGUAUGACCACUACAUGUUGAACGAAAAGCUUCCAAUAAGUUCAAUGUUCAUCAAGAACUAUGAAGAUGUUUGUAAGUUGUGCAAGGAUUGGACUUUAGAGAAGAAGAUGUUAGUUAACAGAAGAUAUGAAACAAGGUAUGCAAUUAACUCAAAGUUAGUUACACCACUUGCAAAAGUCAUUGAACUCUUGUUUGCUAACAAUUAUUUCGAACCAAUUAGAACAGGAGAACUUUGCACAUACUUCACAACGAUGUAUAAUGAGAACCUUGAAGAAAUGAUUGACCUCACAUACAAUGAGCGUUAUUGCGCAAGGAUGAAGAAAGAUUGGAGUUCAGAGACGAAGAAAGACAUGAAGUUCCCAAGAGAACAUGUUUUCUUUGCUGACUUCGAAGCAUCAACUGAUGGAAACAUUCACAAAGCAUACAACAUUUGUUUCAUGGAAGAUGACGAUGAUGGUUAUACAUCAAUUUGGGGAAGUGACUGUGCGUCAAAAUUCCUCGAAGCUUUACCAGAUAAGAGUUUAGUUUAUUUCCACAACUUAUCGUACGAUGUCACUUUUCUCAUGUCUCAGUUAGAAGAGAUUACAGGAACUCCAAUCAUCAAAGGUUCACAAACGAUGCAGAUACAAGGAAAGUACAAAGGAAAACUUCUCUGCUUCAAAGACUCUUAUGCAAUCAUCUCAACUAAGUUGGAAAGAUUCCCUGAAAUGUUUCACCUCACUAGUGGUGAAAAAGAAGUUUUCCCAUAUAAUUACUACACGGAAGAGUUAGUUAAUACAACUAAAGUUGGUAACAUCGAUGAUGCCAUGAAUCAUGUCAAAGAUAUUGAAGCUUUUAAUGAGAACAUUGAGAAGAUUGAAGAUUGCAAGAUUGAUGAUGAACACUUUGACAUGGAA
This is a messenger RNA of Trichomonas vaginalis G3, 1305 nucleotides long. RefSeq names its product organellar and viral DNA polymerase type B. Gene Ontology annotation, molecular function: nucleic acid binding. The annotation marks the transcript as partial. The record is from RefSeq and is a predicted model, not a curated record. The transcript has a single exon. Lineage: Eukaryota; Parabasalia; Trichomonadida; Trichomonadidae.